AUGUCAUUCUUGUUCGCCUUCAUGUCGAAGAUGGUUGUCGUCAAUAUGCUACUGUUCAGAAUUGUCUUCCUAUUGUGUCUGGUCGAUUAUGCUCGAGGAACGUAUUGCGAGGUUAAAGGCACAGUCGGUUGUCUGUAUGUAGGAAGCCGUCGAGUGAAAUACGUAAGUCAUUUUUUGUUUUGUAAAGAAAGUUCUUGCCAUUUUGUGUUUUGUAAAGAAAGUUCUUGCCAUUUCUUAAUUUGUAAAGAAAGUUCUUGCAAUUUCUUCAUUUUUUUCAAUUUUAGCGUGUUGAGCUAUGGGAAGCAGACCCACGUUACGAUGACUUUGUUGCGAGAACUCAUGUUAGUCGAACCGGAGAUUUCUCUGUUUCUGGUCACUGUAGUGAUGGACCUUUUGACUGGGAUCUAGAGCUUUACGUCAAAAUGUAAGUGCUUUUUAGAUUGUACAGUAUUAUGAGUUUGUCAUACUGUAAUAUAUCUUAGUCAUACUAUACUAUAUUUUUGUUGUACUGUUCUAUAAGUUUGUCAUACUGUACUAUAUGUUUGUCCUACUGUACCAUACAUACGUCGUACUGUUACCAAACCUAUGUCAUACUGUACCAUAUGUUUGGCAUACUGUACUGCAUCUAUUUCAUUCUGUACCGUACAUAUGUUAUGUAGUGUAGUAUGUUUUUCAAAAUGACAUUUUUAACUUUUAGGUACCACACAUGUACCAGUGAUGGCUCCUGUCGUAUGUUGAAAUCCGCCGAAAUAAGCGAUUUUGUAUUUUAUGAAGAUAUGUUAAAUCGAGGAAAGAAAGUCGACCGAAAUCAAUGUCCACCUUAAUCUUCACCAUGCUUGUAAACAUAAGGCUUUUCGUACAUAAACCUUGAUUUUUGUACCAUAAGUUUUAAAUAAAAUCGACUGGUAAAUCCGAAAAGGCCUUGUUCAAUAGAAUUUUAUACAUUUAACAAUCAAAAAAAUCAACAAUUAUGAUAAAACAGUAACAAAAAACAAUGGCAUAACAAUAAAAAUGUUCCUAAUAGUGUUUUCCAGUAUUUUGGCCAAAAGUGUACCAGUGGUACCAAUAGUACCAUUUUACAAAAUGCCAUUUAAAGCUUGGGUUAGGACAACUGAAUGACACUGGGACGGCUUUAUAUCAUGUGAUUGUACCAUUAUAUAUUGUAAUAAAUAUUAUUGUAACGGAUAUUUUUUGUAGUACUAUUAAGUAUAGUACUAGAUAAGUAUUUUAAGUACUUCAUGGUGAUAUCUGAGAAAUGUGUAGUACUAUUUCAAGGUAAGGGUUACUGUUGAGUUGGGUAAGGCAUACAGUAAAAUAAAUUAAAAGUUUAUGUAGAAUAUACAUAGCCCAAGAGCUACUGUAAGAUAGGAUAGAGCUACAGCAAGCUAGACUAGAGCUACUGUAAGAUAGAAUAGACCUACUGUAAGAUAGGAUAGAGACUGUAAGAUAGGAUAUGGCUACUGUAAGUUCGACUAAAGCUCCUGUAAGAUAGAAUAGAGCUACUGUAAGAUAGGAUAUGGCUACUGUAAGUUCGACUAAAGCUCCUGUAAGAUAGAAUAGAGCUACUGUAAGAUAGGAUACUGUAAGCUAAGUUAGGGUCAGAAUAAAAUAGAGAAAGAUAAAGCUAAAGUAGAGCAAAGUUACGGUAAUUAUGUUAUUAAGAUAAAAUAGGGCAAGAUUACGGUAAACUGUGGUAAAGUUUGUAUAAGAGUACUGUAGAGAGGGCUGCGGUAAAUUAAGUUGACUUUAGAUAAGAUAGAGUAGGGUAGGGUAGGGUAGGGUAGGGUAGGGUAGGGUAGGGUGGUGAAACAUGCAAAAAAAUAAUUGUUUAAUAUUUUUCAUAAAAAGGGUACCAUUACUUAAAAAGAGUACCAUUAGUACCAAUUAGGUACCAUUAAUACUAUUUUUUAAAAAAUUUUUAAAAUUUGUUUUCUCAAAUAGUGCAUUUUCCUAAAAAUUUUUAAUUUUUAUGAAAAAAAUCGAAAUAGAUGUCAUUCUUGUUCGCCUUCAUGUCGAAGACGGUUGUCGUCAAUAUGCUGCUGUUCAGAAUUGUCUUUGUGUCUGGUCGAUUAUGCUCAAGGACUUUUUUGCGAGGCUGAAGGCCUGCUCAAUUGUCGGUUUUCAGAAAGCCGUCCAGUGGAAUACGUAAGUCAUUUUUUGUUUUGUAAAGAAAGUUCUUGCCAGUUUGUAUUCUGUUAUUGUUUGGCGGCCUGUGGAUGACAAGUUAUACGAUGAUUCUUUAUAUAAGCUUUUGUAAAGAAAGUUCUUGCCAUUUUUAAUAAAACACUUAAACUUUUGGAUUUUAUGGUCUGCGGAUGAAGUUAUACGAAGGAUGACAUAUUUUGUUUUUUCAGUGUUUGUAAAGAAAGUUCUUGCUAUUUUUUGACUUGCAAAGGAAGGUAUUGCCAGUUUUUUGUUUUGUAAGGAAAGUUCUUGCAAUUUUCAGUUUUGUAAAGAAAGUUCUUGCCAUUUUUCAAUUUGUAAAGAAAGUUUUUGCCAUUUCUUCAUUUUUUUUUCAAUUUUAGCGUGUUGAGCUAUGGGAAGCAGACCCAAGUUACGAUGACUUUGUUAAGAAUGUUGAGGUUACUCAAGCCGGACAUUACUAUGUUAUUGGUUACUGUGAUGAUGGACCUUUUGACCGUGAUCCAGAGCCUUACGUCAAAGUGUAAGUGCUUUUUAGAUCGUACAGUAUUAUGAGUUUGUCAUUCUGUAUCAUCUGUUUGUUAUACUGUACCGUAUUUUUGUUAUAUUAUACUAUGUCUUUGUCAUACUGUAACAUAUUUUUGUGAUACUGUAACAUAUUUAGGUCAUAAUGUGCCGUAUGUUUGACAUACUGUACCAAACAUAUGUCAUGCUGUAGCAUAAGUUUGUCAUAGUGUACCAUAUGUUUGUCAUACUGUAACAUACAUAUGUCAUACUGUACUGCAUCUAUUUCAUUCUAUACCGUACAUAUGUUAUGUAGUGUAGUAUGUUUUUCAAAAUGACAUUUUUAACUUUUAGGUACCACACAUGUACCAGUGAUGGCUCCUGUCGUAUGUUGAAAUCCGCCGAAGGAAGCGAUUUUCAAUCUUAUGACGAUAUGUACAAUCGAGGAGAGAGAGUCGACCAAAGCGAAUGUCAAUCUUAA
Bursaphelenchus okinawaensis is the source of this 3127-nucleotide messenger RNA. NCBI's taxonomy places the organism in Eukaryota, Metazoa, Nematoda, Chromadorea, Rhabditida, Aphelenchoididae. The record is from the annotation of a GenBank genome assembly.